GUGCGCACUGACACACACAGCAGGAAGAGGGUGUGUGUUUGUGUGCGCAAGAAAGAGUGGGAGACUAAAUCCAAGAGGGAAAAGGAUACAGAAACAGCAAGACAAAGAGCAAGAGACAGAGCCAACAGUUUCAGUUAUUUGGAUGGGCAGUUGGGGGCCUACUGUGAACAAUGUACAAGGACUGAGUUGCGGAGUAAUGGAACUUGACUGACAGGACAACAAACCAGUCCACCUGUCCAGCACUGCCGGCUAUUGUUGGAAGAUUGAUCACUGUAUACGACUUUUAGAGGACCUUCGACACUUUGAACUUUUCAUACACUGGACAAUUUGGGGAUUGAAGAGAGCACGCAAGGAAAAACCACGAUUUCUGAGGACAAACACUACAGCUUUGAGUAAGAACUGGAGCAAAUUCGUCAUUAUAACAUAAACUGUAUAAAAGCACUGAUUCCACUGUUAUAUGAUUUACAGAAAUAAUAUUCUGUAUUCAUAAUGUAUAGGCUUGUGCAGCCAAGAAAAGACAUUCAGAUCUUAGAUAAUCUUAUGUUAAGGUCUCAAUAAAUAACCUUUACGUUUACUGUGCAAACUUCUACAUAACAGUGUAUAAAUGUGUCUUGAUGUUAAGCACACUACUGUAAUUACAAAGCAAGCUUAGGCGAACAUUACAGACAUUUAUAAUUAAGGACCAUCUAUAAAAAGGCAACCAAGGAAAGGGUGAAGUCUGUGCCCAACAAAAAAAGAGUGGGCCACAAGGACAGCACGUCAAGAAUCUCACCAAGAAAAACAGCUGCUUCUGGGAGCCUCGACACACAAGAUGGAUUCUAAUGGAGGACACUACCUCAACAAAGAAGCUGUGCUGUCACCUUUAGGAAUAUCCCGAAUGUGCCAGCUGCUCCUCGGUUGCACCAUAAUGGCCCUUGUCUCUCACAGCGCAGGCUACAGCGCCAGCUAUGGACAAUUUUGCAUGUUUGUGUGGUGCUUCUGCUUUGCUGUCACACUGGUUGUGUUCACCCUGGAUAUCACACGGCUCCACGCAUGCAUGCCUAUUUCCUGGGAUAACUUCACCGUGGCCUUUGCCAUGCUGGCAACACUCAUGUAUAUCACUGCCUCCGUGGUCUACCCUGUUUACUUCCUCCAAACAGAGUGCCCUGAUGAAAGCUGUGAGGUUCAAUUCUACCGCAUUGCUGUCACUGUCUGCUCCAGUGUCUGCUGCUUCCCCUACGGUGCUGAGGUUUUCCUAACUCGAGCAAAGACGGGAGCCGUGGUGGGUUACAUGGCUACUGUUUCCGGUCUACUCAAGGUAGUCCAGGGUUUUGUGGCCUGUAUCAUUUUCGGGGCCCUGGCCAAUGACAGUGAGUACACCCUCCACAUUGCCACUCAGUACUGUGUGGUGGUGUACAGCCUGUGCUUCACUAUUACUGUCAUAGUAGUGGGAGUGACAGUUUCCGGUAAGACCUCUGCCCUGCGGUUCCCCUUUGACCGGUUUGUGAUCGUCUACACCUUCUUCGCUGUGAUGCUUUACCUCAGCACUGCCCUCAUCUGGCCCAUCUUCAGCUUUGACAGGAAGUACGGCACCUCUACUCGUCCUGAGGAUUGCCCACGUGGAGAAUGUCCCUGGGACAGUAAACUCGUUGUGGCUGUGUUCACCAACGUAAACAUGAUCCUUUAUUUUGUUGACCUUGUUUACUCCCAGAGGAUUCGCUUCGUCUCCAGCUCUGCUGUCUGAACCUAAAGACUCUCCUAAAGACUAUAGACUCAAAAACCACAUCCACCUUGCUCUCCUCAUUCAAGUGUCUGUGAAGGACUCAAUCCCUUGGAUCCAUAGAUCUAUGCUACCGUAUCUAUGUGGACUUUUUUUUAUCAGUAUUAAUUAAACUGCCUAUAGGCAGCAAAAUUAACAGUAUUAUCCUAUUCGAACAACAAAUAAAGGCUUUUCCCAAGGUUCAGCAGUGACUUACCAGGAAGACCAGGUGCGCCGACGAUCUAAUCGUAGCAACUUUGUUCAAAGAGGAUUCUGGGAACUUUGUCCAGUUUUGCACCAAAUACAUCCCUCUGCUCCAGAUUCCUUUGCUGGUUGCAAACAGGAAGGACCUACGGGUGUGUUCAGAGUACAGAGGCUGAACCAUAAAUGUCUGUAUGACUCAAAUGAAGGAAGAUAUAUCUUACAAAUAGCAUAGGCUAAGUUUACAGUAUGCACUGAACAUAGCUUUUGGUUCAGCUUUUUGACCAUUUUGUUGUAUCUUGUCCCACAGUUUGUCAUCAUACACUGCAUGCAAUGCAAAAGUUGAAGGUCAUCAGGCUUUCCUGUCUUCGGCUGAAUGUUAAAUGUAUCUGAUACAUGAUUUUUUGAAAACAAGACAUUUAACAGCAGUAUUACAUAUCUCGAUAUCUCUUAUUUUGCUAUA
Molecule: messenger RNA, 2402 nt
Organism: Gymnodraco acuticeps
Lineage: Eukaryota; Metazoa; Chordata; Actinopteri; Perciformes; Bathydraconidae
Product: myeloid-associated differentiation marker-like protein 2
Exons: 1
Coding region: 812-1723 (303 amino acids)
Cellular component (GO): membrane
Source: RefSeq, a predicted model, not a curated record